UCUGUUCCUACAAGCAGAGGAGAGUCGCGGGCUCAUGUGUCAACAUCCAGGCUUUCCCUCGGGGAGGCGGAACGUUAUUCCAUAAAAACUGGUCUUCCUUCGAUCUAGCUUUUCUCUCUGUUUUUUUCUUUUUUACACACAAAAAUAACCAAAUUUCAACUGUUUUGGUAUCCAUUUCUCCACGUUACCGACUCUGUGUGAAGACAAGGAUUGUUACGCGUGUCCUAAUAUUUCGGCGGUAGCCAACGUUGUUCCCAACGAUGACAGGGUACAAAGUGCGAAUACCAAUCAUUUAAAAAUCACAUAUCCGGGCGACGCGUUAGCUUAGCCAGCUAGCCCGCUUGGUUGGACCAGACGACGGAGACUCGGAGAGGGACGGUGCUGACAUGAUGUUUCCUCAAUCGAGGCACUCGGCAUCCGCUCAGUCCGGCCAACCCCUCAAGUUCACCACCUCGGACUCGUGUGACCGCAUCAAGGAUGAGUUCCAGUUCCUCCAAGCACAAUACCACAGUUUGAAGUUGGAAUGUGACAAACUGGCCUCGGAGAAGUCCGAGAUGCAGCGUCACUACAUCAUGUACUAUGAAAUGUCCUACGGGCUGAACAUUGAAAUGCACAAACAGGCGGAAAUAGUCAAGAGACUGAAUGGCAUCUGUGCUCAGGUGCUGCCUUACCUGUCACAGGAGCACCAGCAGCAAGUCAUGGGCGCCAUUGAGAGAGCCAAGCAGGUCACGCCCCCUGAGAUGAACUCCAUCAUACGGCAACAGCUGCAGGUGCAGCACCUGUCCCAGCUGCAGGGUCUGGCCCUACCCGUGGCCCCGCUGCCUCUGGGCCUGACCCCUCCCACCCUGCCGGCCGUGUCGUCCAGCUCGGGUCUGCUGUCGCUGUCGUCCAUCCUGGCCAACUACUCUCACGGCCAGGCCCAGGCCGCCAAGGAGGACAAGGCCCGCGACGGUGCAGAGAGAGCGCCCAGGCCGGAGGACGGGGACAAGUCCGACUAAACUGUGUCUGAAGGUCUCUGAGGUAAAGCUGUUUGUUUGUGUGUGUGUGUGUGUGUGCGUGCGUGUGGAGGUGAGUGGUGUUGUUAAGUGGAGAAGAGCAGAGACAAUGUCAGGAGGGGAGUGACGUGUAGAUAUUAUUUAGUGGACUACGUAGACUCAUGCUUGUAGAUUUUGACUUAGAUGCCAUUGUAGUGCAAGCCACUGUUUGUUUCUUUGUUCGGAGCGACAGCCUUCACGUUCUUCUUUCCAUUUCUUUGCUUCCCCUUCAGUCCUCCACUUGUUUACUGGAGCUUUGUUCAUUUGUAGUCCAAUGAAAAGAUGUUUCUUAAAGGGACAGUCAACCUCGAAACACAUGAUCCCUCACUUAAAAAAAAAAAAAAAAAAAAAAAUUGUAUUUACUUUACUUUUCGUUUGUUUUGCAAUGCCAUUCAGCUGUGUACCUCAAUUCCAUUUGAUGGGAUUUUAUUCCAUUACAACGCUUUCUACAUAUUGUGUACUUAAUCCACCUGAGGCUGUUCAGAAGGGGAUUUGUCUUAAAAACAUUUUUUUGUGAAACUGCAGGCAGAUUAGACAUUGAAAACAUGUGUUUGUAUGUCUGUGUGUGUGUGAUGCAAUUGGGGAUAAACGAAAACACUUUCUUUUUGCUUGAAGCACCUUUUCCUUGAAUGGUCCACAGUCUUGCUACAGCGCCCCCUGCUGGUCCACUCUUCAACUGACCAAGACAAAAAAAGAGGUCACGUUUCUCGUUUUAAAACACACGGACAACACCGACAAGACAAACAAAAAUAGUACAAGUACAAGAGAAAAAGUUAAGUUUAAAAGAAUAAAAUGACACUUAAUUCCUGUAAAAUGGUAUGAUUUUUCAAAAUAAUUUGUAUACCAUGGAAGUACUUUUUUCUUGUAAUACAGUUUUGUUAUUUUUAAAAAUCCCUUUCAAUUCCAAAUUUUGUUGCAUAAAAUCAUAAUUGUCUUGCAAAAUAAUUUGUUUUGAUUAACAUGACUGUUUUCAUGUAAAAAAAAAAAAAUUGAUGCAGUAAAAUGAUCUACCCUUUGUUAAAUAACAUCUCCUAAUUUGCACUGUUUUGCAUAAGAGAACCCCUGAACCCCCACAGAACAGUACGACCAAUUUAAUAAAUUGAACUGUUGAUAUAUUUACAUAAACUGACAUUUUUUAUAUCAAAUUAUGAAUUAAAAGGGGUUUCUUCUCCUAAAAUUACAAUAAAAAAGUUACUUUAGUCCUCAUAAAAACUUGAAUCGUCUGUUGAGUAAAAUUGCAAAUUGUUCCUGCUAAAAAGAUGACUCACUUUUAAUGUUAUAUUACAAAAGUAAAGUAACACAACAAACAUUACAAAAGUAAUAUUUUGCCACUUGCAGGGCUCCAGACUGUGACUAAAUGGUUGUAUUUUGUGACUAAAAUAUCAGACAUCGUGAGUAAAUUUGUCAUCUACUCGACCAGAUAAAGGUACACCCGUUGACAAGGGGCACCCUUGGUCCCUGACUACCGUGACAAUGAAUAAUAGUCUGUAAAAUGUGGAGUCAAUUGAUGACAACUUGUCAUGGUCUAAGCCUCCCGAUGCCGGCGUAUGUGAUCACACAUGCAUUCAACUGACUUUUCUACCACCUUUGUUUACACAUUUUGCCUGUCUUUCACUUUGUUCCGUCUCUGUGGUGGCAGCUCGCGAGCUAGAUUUAGCCGCCUCGCCUCUGGUCCACAGACUCCAAAUGUGACUUCUGUUUUUUUUAACCACGGUGAUAUUCUGUCUUUAAAACAAACAAGCAAUGCGCUUCGUUCGUAGCUCGAUUUGAUUCUACAGGAAAGCUACGAUGGCUGCCAGAUUCAUGGGGUGCGUGCUAACUUUUUGAAGUGCCACUUAACAACCUUGCUCUCUGCUCUCACUCUAAUUUUGAGUAGCUCACCAAAGAAUAUUUGCUUCAACUCUUUUCUUUUUUAUAACUCUUCAGUUCAGACAUGAUGCCUGUAUUUAAUGACAAAUGAGCACAAAAUAGCAUAAAGCCAAUGAGCACAAACUGAGUGGAGAUGUGCUUUGUAAAGAAAGCACAUUUGAAUAGUUGGCAGUCACAUAACACAAAUAGCUCACCUCUCCUUCCUUUUUGUCACGGUUUCUGGAAGUUGGAUAAACCUGGACACUCAGUUGAUACUGUUUUAUAUUAAGCAGGACAGAUUUCAAUCAGAAAGAUGUUUAAAUUGUUAUUUUGUUCUGUGAAUAGUGUUAUUUUUAACUAAACUAUAUCAUUGAACAAUGAAUGUCCCAUGUGUUGGUAUUACUUGAAAUCAGGCAUCAAAUUGAACUGAGGUUUGUGUCACAUAGUACAAAAUUUGUUUCAUGCAAUUAAAGGCAAACCGCCCCCUCCCUGAAAAAGGCGGGUUGGCUGGCCCUGCCAACAAGGUGUCACUCAUUUAUUUUUGCAGAAUUUGGCAGCCCUACCAGUUAUUUUAUUAUUUUUAAUGAAUAUUUUUUGUUGCUGACAAACUUGUGCUCCACACUUCAGCCCAGUAGUUGACAGUAACGUGCAUAUGAGCUAGUUUUCCUUAAGAGGAAGAAAGGAGAUAAACACUAAAGAAGAAUACAUUUUCUGCUUGCGCUCCUAAAAUUUUAAAUCUGUGCUCCUUGUAAAAAAAAAAAAAAAAAAAAAAGUUAGUCCGCAGCCCUGACUUGAUUCUCAUAAAACAAUCCCAAUUUUAUUCUUGUACUAUCAGUAAUCUACUAUCCAAUUUUGGUCCUAAAAUAUAUGUAAAAAAAAAAAAAAAUCUGACAAUGUUCAGUUUAAUUUGCUUUGUAGUCUUUGUGUGCGUGCGUGUGUGUGGAAAACGAGCCGACUAGUGGUGUUUCCACGUAAGGCCAGCAGGGGGCAGCGCUGUUCUCUCUUUGGCACUUGAGGUCAGUUAGAAUGUGAUUUUUAUUCCCCCCCCCCCCCGCCGCACCUCCAACCAGAGCUUUGACAACUCCCUGAAACCCUUUUCUUCUUUUUCUAAAUGACUUUAUACAAAAUUGUAACCAUAAUUAUUUUUGAAAAAGCACUUAAGUGGUGACUCUGUGCUAAAACUAUUUCCCCUAAUUAUGAAAACAGUCAAAUGAAUGCUGUGUGUGUGUUUUUGUUUUUGUGCUGUGAAGGGCCAAUUUGUACACAUAUGAAUAUAUCAAUAUACAUAUUUUUAAAGCAUUUUUGUAUGUUUCAAAGCUGCUUUUUAACGUGUGUGUAACAUGGAAGAUGUUUGUGUUGUGUGUGUGUGUGUGUGUGUGUGUGUGUGUGUGUGUGUGUAUGCGAGUGUGUGUUACAUUAAGAGGCACAAUGUCCUUUUUGUUUGUUUUUCCCCUUUCUCUCAUCCUCUGCCACACUUUGCUCAGUUUGUAAAUGUUGGAUCCUUUUUUUGUGCAAAGACAAAAAAAUGUGUUUUAAAAAGCUAAGACAACAAGAAGAUGAAAAAAAGCAACCUGUAAAGUGAAAAGAAACUGUGUACGCUAAUGACAACAAAUCAACCUUUUAGCAGUAAGGGAGCUUCUCUGGUGCCUUACAAAUAAAAGAUGUGAUUGAUUGGA
Dunckerocampus dactyliophorus (ringed pipefish) is the source of this 4558-nucleotide messenger RNA. RefSeq names its product TLE family member 5-like. Gene Ontology annotation, cellular component: transcription regulator complex; nucleus. Gene Ontology annotation, biological process: negative regulation of canonical Wnt signaling pathway; regulation of DNA-templated transcription. Gene Ontology annotation, molecular function: transcription corepressor activity; protein binding. The transcript is spliced from 7 exons. NCBI's taxonomy places the organism in Eukaryota, Metazoa, Chordata, Actinopteri, Syngnathiformes, Syngnathidae. The record is from RefSeq and is a predicted model, not a curated record. The coding region runs from base 387 to 998 and encodes 203 amino acids.